AUGAUAACCCGGCAGAACGGAAGAGAUCAAUCAGCGGUGAUUGCUGAUCUUGGAAAGUUGAUCGUUGACAGUUGUCCACCAAUGCUUUGCACAGGUUUAGACUGUGCUGUGGUCACCGAACGUAACGGUUGUCAGCUAUGUGCUUGUCCAAUUGGAUCGCCGGCACGAGGAUGUGAUCCAAUGCCAUUCAUACUUUGGCAUGACCUCAUAGUCAGCGGAUGUCCUAACGUUACGCUCAGUACGCGUACACCAGCACAGAAAGUUCAUCGUUGGUUCCGACGAGUUAACCGUUUCACAAACACUGAUCAGUGUGAACCGUACGUAUUUCCAUACUGUCCCGAGCUGGACUUUAACUUAUGGCGUUCACCACGUACCAAACAAGAAUGUGAACUCUACUGCUACUCACUUUCUGAACAGCGAAAACGUGGCAUCAUAUAA
This is a messenger RNA of Enterobius vermicularis (human pinworm), 438 nucleotides long. The record is from the annotation of a GenBank genome assembly. Lineage: Eukaryota; Metazoa; Nematoda; Chromadorea; Rhabditida; Oxyuridae.